Messenger RNA from Cylicocyclus nassatus, 1428 nucleotides. Lineage: Eukaryota; Metazoa; Nematoda; Chromadorea; Rhabditida; Strongylidae. The record is from the annotation of a GenBank genome assembly.
UUGUCACCAAUGGUUCAUAAUAACUUUCAGGUUGCUCGUCAUUCCUCAAGUUGAUAGGGAAUGCCAAGAAACUGGAGCGUGUGUCUUGCAGAUCGCGUGAAAUUGGAGGGCGUUGAGCUCCAGGAGAUAUUUGUCAAACAGGAGGAUACACCAGGAUAUGGAAGAGAGUCAAAGCCCUCCACAAGUAGUGCGGAUAUCCCUGGAACACUAUCCCGUUCUGCGCCAGUAGCAGCAAAGAAUGCUGCUAGAGUGUCAAGGCUUCUAUUGAAGAAAGAAUAUCCACUAGAUCAAAAGAUUUUCUACUGUCAUAAUGAAGACUGUAACUAUGUAGGACCUAAUGCUACAGCAUUGCAUAAGCACUGCAAAAGAAUGAAUCACAUCCGUGAAGUACCAUCAUAUGAAGAAUGCCCUGUGUGCAGGGUGAAUUUGCGAGAUAUAAAAGCUUUGAUUCUGCAUGCAAUAGAGCAUCAUCAAUUUAAUGGAGAGGUCAGAGAAUUAGACUUCGAUAAUUCUGAAGCGUUUGAGAUAUGGAAAGAAGAUGUUGAAAGGAAGACAAGCACUAGAUAUAGCAGCAGAUAUACCAAAAGAAGAAAUCGGAUUGAGUACUCAAAUUACAGAUGCGACCGAUCGGGCACACCCAGAACUAAGUCUCGAGGUUUACGGAAGCCUCACACAAAGAUUGUCAACAAGUCCUGUACGGCCUUUUUGAAGGUGAAGAAGUCUCUUUUGAACAACAGCAUUCAUGUGGAGUACUGUACAUCUCAUCUGGGCCAUGCACUGCAGCCGCGCAAAGCUAAAAAUAUCCCAACUACUACUGCCGCAAUUAAUAACGAACAGAUUGGUGGCCUUGCGUCUGUUGACAUGCAUAGAAAUCCGCAAGAAGCAGUUUCUUUGAUGGCAUGUAAAAAACUCGAAAUUGAGCUCAAAGAAAAAAUAGACUUGGUUAUGAUCGUGGCGCGCAGACUAAGUGAUAGUGGAACUCAAGAGGCUAGUGUUCGACUAGCUCGAAUGUUAGAAAAAGUUAACGAAGCAUUAGACUCAGAUAACAGUGAGGAGAGUCGUCUGAAACACGUUGCUUUUGGUUGCAAGAAGGCUCAGGAAGCAACAUUCCUUGCGGAGAUCAAGUAAGAUAACAGGAGGAAGCACAAAGUUUCUGUUGGAGAAGACUGUUUGCUAGAGUCAGGCUAACGUUCCUAACGUUCUUGCAUGGACUGAAAUGCAAGUCUGUGACACUACUGUAACUUGUACGGUGUAAUAUCAUGUUAUUAGAAUACCAGUGCUUCACCUCUGCUUCGCAGAGGUUCGCACUGGCAUCGAGAGCCGUGGUAAACUCACUUUCUGAGAGCUUGUCUCUCAAACAUUGUUCGGUUUAUUGCAACGUGACCCGCAGUUAAAAAUGAACCAUGCUCGCUAUCUUAACCUCACAUG